GUAACGGCUUGGGCCCUGAAAGCUGAGCGUUGUUGAGGGGAGGGUUCAUUCAGGUUUGCCAUUCGCUGUGUCCCGCCGCUGAGGGAAUUAUGGCCGAAAAGAAGGCCUCCCCAGGCGGCGGCAGGCGUGGCCGCGGCGGCCGGGGGCGUGAGGGGGAAGGGGCCCUCGGAACUCAGACUCCCCCUUCCCUGACCCCAGUGGAGAUGUCCCACCAAGGCAGCACCUCUAGCAGCUCACGCGAGUCCUCCCACUCUCAGUCGCAGACCGCCUCCCAACCCGUUUCCGCAGCUCACACGAGCUGGUCCACUGAGGAGCUGUUUGGUUCCUUUAGUUCCAUCAACCUCUCUGAGCUCAGUGAUUAUCCUGGCCAAAGGAAUGAUCCCAACUCAAAGUCUUGUUCCAGGGACUUAAACGUCCCCGGGCAGAGCGACCAGGUCCCCAUACCUGCUUUGGACUCGUCCCACCUUAGCUCGGUCUCCCAGCACCUAUCUGUACUAGAAUCCUUCCCACUCCCGGAUUCAUCCCUUUCUUUUGGGCAAAGGUCCUCGGUGACUUUUGGGCAAGUGUCUUCGGUGCUUUCUAGACCUAGCACUUCUCUAGAGUCAGAACUUGGGUCUACCCAUGUCUCAGUGUUCAGCACUCCCCGAGGGUCGGUAGAGGAGCCCACUCCACCCUCAUUGUCUAGCUACAACUGGGGAUUACCACUAGAACUUCCCGAACAAAGUAACACGUCCCUGACUUCCAUACAACUACCCGACACUCCAGAAAAUAUCCCACUGGUGUCUGCAGAAGACUCCUCCAUGCACUCUCUGUCCGUUUCUUCUUGGUUAUCCACACCAUCACCUUCUGCACCCAGUUUCCCUUCCCAGCUGCCAGUACAAAGCUCACUACUUAGGUCCCCACCUCCCCCACUGUAUAACCCCCUAGGCUCGAUGCAGGGACCUCCUCCUCCAGUGCCUUUUCUAGGGCCAUCCGUGCCCAGUGUGUGGGGCUCUCCCUGGGUUUCUCAGCUAGGAUCAGCCCCGCCCCUGAGCGCCCCCCUUGUCGUUGCACAAGGGCCUGCUCCGCCCUCAGGGCCGGGCUCCCCCCGGGUAUGGGUAGAAAGAUCGGCUCCGCCCCUGGACACUAGGCUAGGGGCCGUACAAGGGUCUGUUCCACUCUGGGCGGUCCCCUCUUUUAAACGCGAGUCUUCGGAGAAUCUCACCCAAACCAUGACGAGUCUGGAGAAGUCGAAUAUCGCAGGCCACAUGUUCGACGUAGUCGUGAUUGGAGGCGGCAUCUCAGGAUUGGCUGCUGCCAAACUCUUGUCUGAAUAUAAAAUUAAUGUCUUGGUUUUGGAAGCUCGUGAUAGAGUUGGAGGAAGAACAUAUACUGUGAGGAAUGAGCAUGUUAAAUGGGUAGAUGUUGGAGGAGCCUAUGUGGGACCAACCCAGAACAGAAUUUUACGCUUGUCUAAAGAGCUAGGCAUAGAGACUUAUAAAGUGAAUGUCAAAGAGCGUCUAGUUCAAUAUGUCAAGGGGAAAACUUACCCAUUUCGUGGUGCGUUUCCACCUGUGUGGAAUCCCUUGGCAUAUUUGGAUUAUAACAAUCUGUGGAGGACAAUGGAUGAAAUGGGAAAAGAGAUCCCUGUUGAUGCACCAUGGCAAGCAAGACAUGCUGAGGAAUGGGACAAGAUGACCAUGAAAGAUCUCAUUGAUAAAAUCUGCUGGACAAAAACUGCUCGGGAAUUUGCUUCUCUUUUUGUGAACAUCAAUGUGACUUCUGAGCCUCAUGAGGUAUCCGCCCUGUGGUUCUUAUGGUAUGUGAAGCAGUGUGGUGGCACCACUCGGAUAUUCUCAGUCACCAAUGGAGGCCAGGAACGGAAAUUUGUAGGUGGAGCUGGCCAAGUAAGUGAAAAGAUGAUGGAUCUUCUUGGGGAUAAAGUGAAACUGAACUCUCCUGUUACUUAUAUUGACCAAACAGAUGACAACAUCAUUGUAGAGACACUGAAUCAUGAACACUAUGAGUGUAAAUAUGUAAUUAGUGCCAUUCCACCAACUUUGACUGCCAAGAUACACUUCAAGCCAGAGCUUCCACCUGAGAGAACCCAGUUAAUUCAGCGUAUUCCGAUGGGGGCUGUCAUUAAGUGCAUGGUAUAUUACAAGGAAGCCUUCUGGAAGAAAAAGGACUAUUGUGGAUGCAUGAUAAUUGAAGAUGAGGACGCACCAAUUGCAAUCACUCUGGAUGACACCAAACCGGAUGGAUCAGUGCCUGCCAUCAUGGGCUUCAUACUUGCCCGGAAAGCUGAUCGACUUGCUAAACUACAUAAAGAAAUAAGGAAGAGGAAAAUCUGUGAGCUCUAUGCCAAAGUACUGGGAUCUCAAGAAGCUUUACAUCCAGUCCAUUAUGAAGAGAAGAACUGGUGUGAAGAGCAGUACUCCGGAGGUUGCUACACAGCCUACUUCCCUCCCGGCAUCAUGACCCAGUAUGGAAGGGUGAUUCGCCAGCCAGUGGGCAGAAUUUACUUUGCAGGCACAGAGACAGCUACACAGUGGAGUGGCUACAUGGAAGGAGCAGUCCAAGCUGGAGAACGAGCAGCUAGAGAGGUCUUGAAUGCUCUAGGAAAAGUUGCCAAGAAAGACAUAUGGGUUCAAGAGCCUGACUCUAAGGAUGUUCCAGCAUUUGAAAUAACCCACACCUUCUUGGAGAGGAACCUGCCUUCCGUGCCUGGUCUACUAAAGAUCACUGGUUUUUCCACCUCUGUGGCUCUUCUCUGCUUUGUAUUGUACAAGUUUAAACUGCUGCCGUGAUCCUGAAUUUUUUCACCCUCAGGCCUCCUGCUUGAUCAUCCUUAGCACCAUCACUAUCAAAAAGAAAAUGUGGGUGAAUUACAGCCUGUGUCACUGGGCCAUUUAAGUGCACUUGAUUUAACCCUCCUCAGUUUAAUCUCAGUCUUUGUAAAGUGAUAACAAUCCAAAGAAUCACCUAGCUAAUUUUAGUAAGAUUAAGUUUCAUUCUGUUUAUUACACUAAUUUGUGUUUGCUGGUAGAAUAAAAUCCUGUGAGUAUUUGAUUUCAAAAAGGUGAAAUACUUGUGAGGAAUAAUUUCUGGGUUCUGUUUUUCUUGCCUUUAACGCGAAAUAGUUGAUGGUUUCAGAAAUAAAACAUUUGACUUAUUGUGAUUUUCAUGUAGCUACCCAAAUGUGCAGAAUAAAAUGGUGGCUGAAAUGUUCUCUAGGUAUCCUCACUGACCAGUUCCAUAUGAGACAAACUACAAUAGGUACUUUCUUUUCUGGACUGUAUCUAAAUAUGAAUUGGCCCUUGUAAGUAACAUUCUGUGCUGAUUUAAAGAAAGUAGCAUUUUUUCAUAGAAUUGGAUCCCUAAACCACCUGUGUCUUCAAUGUGGUUAAAUAUUAGUAUGCCAUUUUCUCUCAAGUACCAAAGGACACAUAAAAUUUUCUCUAUUGUUAUUUAUUGAGACAGGCAAAUACAGAAAUAAAAUUAAGGCUCAAUCUGAUAACAUUACUUGUUUUAAUUAUUAGGUUUUAUGACAACCAUUAAAUUAAAUGAUUUUAUAUACCCAGACUGAGUUCUUGAUCUUAGAAGUAUUGUGAGCCUGGAAUGGUACCUAUCUAUUCUCUUUUCCAUUUGAAAAAAAAAAAACCUGUCAAUUAAAAGAAAAAAAAACACUUUCCAAAGGUUUCAACCACAAAGCCCUUCCUCUUUUAAAAAAAUAUAAACAUAUUUUUUAUUUAAGAAAAAUUAAAAGAUUGCUAGCACAUGCCAGUCAACCCAAGUUUAUUACACUAGAUUUGUCCUAAAUACAAACUUAAGCCUCUGGAUAAUGAUAUGAGAACUUGAGAUCUUUAAAGUUUUGCCCAUUCUAAGAGCAAAGAUCUAGUUUUUCUGCCCUGCUUUAUCUUGUAAUUCAAAGCAUUUUAACUAACUUAAAAGAUUCAGUGAUGUCUUAUACUCCAGUACAUAAGGAGUUGCCUGGAUUCAUAUCAAACUGCAGUGAGAAUUCUCAUCACUAAUCUGUUAGAGUUGUGUGUAUUAACUUACUGAUUAACUCAGCCCUGACACACCUUGAGAAAUGAUUUAAACAGCUGAACUGGCAAUGGUUCUAACGGUAUUCAGAUUAUUAGCAUUGAACUAUUGAACGCUGAAAAUCUCCUGAGUUUGCAGUUUACCCUCUUCUGCUUCUUAGAAAUCCAAUUAAUCCAUCCUAAUUAUAUCAAUCCUAUUAAGCUACAGCUUGGGUAUUAAAAUGAUUUCUAGUACAGAUGUGCUUUGAUAUGUAAUGAGAGUUGAGAAACACCAUACGUGAGGUUGUCUACCACAAAGAUAGAUCAUAGAUCUUUUUUCUAUGACAGAGAAAAAAAAAGUCAUUUUAAGAGGUUGAUAAUCCUAAUCCCCUUCACAGCUCUGAAUACCAGUUGGCCUUUUUAAUAGUUAGGAUGAGAAUUAGAUAUAAGAAGUAUACCUUUUUGUCACAGCUGUUAAAUAUGGACUCAUUAUGAUGAAAAAAGUUAAACUUUACUGAAAGACCGUGAACUUUAUUUUGCUUGAUGGUUGUGAACUUGGUGCCCAAUGUUCCAUGUCCAAAGUUGGCCCCAGUGCUACAUGUGAGUGUUUGUCUAUGUAUAUGAUUUGACACUGAAGUAAGAUUUUGUCUGUAUGGUACUGGGUUUUGUUGUUAAUAAAAUUUGAUGCCACCUUCA
This is a messenger RNA of Microtus ochrogaster (prairie vole), 4700 nucleotides long. RefSeq names its product amine oxidase [flavin-containing] A. NCBI's taxonomy places the organism in Eukaryota, Metazoa, Chordata, Mammalia, Rodentia, Cricetidae. Gene Ontology annotation, molecular function: primary methylamine oxidase activity; flavin adenine dinucleotide binding. The record is from RefSeq and is a predicted model, not a curated record. Gene Ontology annotation, cellular component: mitochondrion.